CAUCAUCAUGCCACGAGUCUGUGAUUAGCGUGACGUUUUGAAGAAUGAAGCACGAGCAUUGCAGAUGCCAUGAGAAGACGACCCGGCAGCAGCUGUUACGGUGAGCCAUGCCGCAUUUCCCAUCUCACCACAGAUCGUGUCAGAAAAUAUCGGGCACAUUUCGGCUCGUUCAUCGCCGUUGCAGCCAAGCGCCGAAAUAGGAAUCGAUGCACCUUGUCACCCCAGACCAACCGAGUGUGGAGGACCUGGAGAAUCCGUGGCGAACAUGCGGGACCCUGGACUGGCCUACCCUGCGAGAUACAAUAUAGGUGGAUGGGUUCCCGGUAUUUGUAUAGAACUACUACUGCCUGGUCGGACUCCGCAACGUUUUGUUGCUCUCUUUCUCCCUUCACCAGCAGCGGCCAGUUGUUUCGGACCUGAUCACGGCCAUGAGUUCCGGCGACUACGACAAGACAGGCGCUGCCAUGGCACAUCAUGUCACUGAUGUCGAUGAUGAUCUCCAGAAGGGGCCCGCAGUCAAGGAGGCCGCUGUGGCAUCGGUCGCUUUGGCGGCUGCUGUCGAAGCCCAGAAGCCGCAAGCAUGGGGUCGCGGCAUGAUUCAACUGUAUAUGAUCAUGGGCAUUGGAUAUCUCGUGUCCACCAUGAACGGCUUCGACAGCUCCCUGAUGGGCGCGAUCAAUGCGAUGCCGAGCUAUCAGCGGACAUUUGGAUUGAGUGGCGCAGGAUCAGCAACUGGAAUCAUCUUCAUCAUUUACAACUUGGGACAGAUCGCUGCAUUCCCCUUCUGUGGCUUUCUCGCAGAUGGCUAUGGUCGGAGAAUGUGCAUCUUCGUGGGCUGUGCUCUCGUACUGGUCGGUACUGCUGUUCAGACAUCAGCAAAUAGUCAAGGCCAGUUCAUCGGAGGUCGCUUCGUUCUGGGAUUCGGCGCUAGCAUUGCCUCUGCUGCGGGUCCUGCUUAUACGGUCGAGCUUGCUCACCCAGCUUAUCGUGGAACUAUGGCUGGCAUGUACAACAACUUUUGGUGGCUCGGCAACAUCCUCGCAGGUUGGACGACAUAUGGAACGGAGCUACACAUGCGACAGUCGUCGUGGGCAUGGCGACUACCAACUCUUGUCCAAUGCGGAAUUCCCGCUGUGGUGAUGUGCUUUGUGCUCUUUUUCCCAGAAACGCCACGUUGGCUGGUGAUGCACGAUCGAAGAGAAGACGCCAUCGCAGUCCUAGCCAAGUAUCACGGCGAAGGCGACCCACAAUCACCGCUCGUAUCCCUCCAAAUCAACGAAAUCGUCGAAGACAUGUCUGCGACGCGCAACGACAACCCAUGGUGGGAAUUCCGAGAGCUCUUCAACACCAAAGCAGCACGAUACCGACUAUACAUGGUCAUCGCCAUGGCAUUUUUCGGACAAUGGUCCGGAAACAAUGUCGUGAAUUACUUCAUGCCUCAAAUGGUCAAGGCUGCAGGAAUCACGAACCCUAGCACGCAAUUGUUGAUCAACGCUAUCAAUCCCAUCUUUAGCUUCCUCGGUGCUCUCUACGGUGCGACUUUACUCGACAAACUCGGGAGACGCGUCAUGCUCAUGGCUGGAUUGGGAGGAGGGCUUUUUGCGUACAUUCUGCUCACGGCAUUUACUGCUGCAUCGGAGACUAAGCCCAACUUGUCCUAUGGUACCAUUGUCAGCAUUUACCUGUUUGGCAUCUUUUUCGCUUGGGGCUGGACCCCCCUCCAAACCCUCUACGCAGUCGAAUGUCUCGAAAACCGCACUCGAGCCAAAGGCAGCGGUUUAAAUUUCCUGUUCCUCAACGUCGCCAUGGUCGUCAAUACAUACGGCAUCAGCGUCGGAAUUGAGAAAAUUGGUUGGAAAUUAUAUCUCGUCUAUAUUGGAUGGAUCUGUGUCGAGUUGGUGAUUAUUUACUUUUUCUUUGUCGAAACGGCAGGGAAAACGUUGGAAGAACUCAAGCAGAUUUUCGAGGCGCCGAAUCCUCGCAAGGCAUCUACUCGCAAGACUAAAGUGGCCAUGGCUGAGGGAGGUCAAGUGGUGCAUGUUGAUUAGGUACAGGUAGGUCUAAGGAGAUUACCGUACCAAUUUAUGAAAAAAAAAAAGAUAUCCCGCUGAGAAUGAGAGACUGUCUAUAAGUUUAAUAAUCUAAGGUAAGGUUACAUGUAUGUGUAUAAAAGGUACAUUUGCCC
This is a messenger RNA of Sphaerulina musiva SO2202, 2185 nucleotides long. RefSeq names its product general substrate transporter. The record is from RefSeq and is a predicted model, not a curated record. Gene Ontology annotation, molecular function: carbohydrate:proton symporter activity. Gene Ontology annotation, cellular component: membrane. The transcript is spliced from 5 exons. Gene Ontology annotation, biological process: carbohydrate transport; transmembrane transport. NCBI's taxonomy places the organism in Eukaryota, Fungi, Ascomycota, Dothideomycetes, Mycosphaerellales, Mycosphaerellaceae. The coding region runs from base 429 to 2048 and encodes 539 amino acids.